Molecule: messenger RNA, 3318 nt
Organism: Mercenaria mercenaria
Lineage: Eukaryota; Metazoa; Mollusca; Bivalvia; Venerida; Veneridae
Product: arrestin domain-containing protein 3-like
Exons: 9
Coding region: 241-1521 (426 amino acids)
Biological process (GO): protein transport
Cellular component (GO): cytoplasm
Source: RefSeq, a predicted model, not a curated record
GAUUGUGGUCUCAUACCCAUGCAGAGGUGCAGUUAAAGCUAUAAAUAGUAACGUUCAGACUCUGUAGCAAUUAUGCGCGCGCGCGUACGGAAUGUUAAUUUACUUCCGGGUUUCAGAUUGAAGAAAAAUACAUACUCGAUCAAUUUUUUGAUGUUUAAUAUAUUGUGAUUGGCAAAUUUUUCGAUACAUUACACACACCUCAUAUUUUUCUGUUGCGUCAAAGUGAUAGCUGUCAUAAAAAUGCACAAAAUGGGCAAAUUAAAGGGUUUUGAGAUAGUUCUUAGUGAGAACAAGGCUGUGUUUCAUCCAGGUGGUAAAAUUGUUGGAAAAGUGAUAGUGGAAUUGAAAGGAGAUAUGAAAAUGAGGUCACUAAGGAUAUUCAUGAGGGGUGUUGCAAAGGUUCACUGGACGGAAUCACGAAGCACUGGUAGCAGACUUGGCUCUUACACGGAACAUUUUAAUGCUGAAGUGGAAUAUUUUUUUAAAAGACAAGUCUUGUUUGGAGGAGAAGUAUCAGAGGGCCGAGAUGUGCUAACAGAAGGAAGACAUGAAUUUAACUUUGAAUUUGACUUGCCAAUGGGAGGCAUUGCUACAUCAUUUGAAGGAAAGCAUGGUAAUGUAAGAUACUGGCUGAAAGCAGAGAUGGACAAGCCAUGGGGUUUCAACAAUAAAACAAAGAAAGCCUUUACUGUCAUCAGCCCAAUAGAUAUAAACAAGCCCGAAUAUCAGGUAUGUGUUGAAAGUAGUGUUGAGAAGACACUGUGUUGCUGGUUGUUUACUUCAGGACCCAUCUCAAUAACAGCUAGAACAGAUCGCAAGGGAUAUUGCCCAGGUGAAUCUAUAGCUAUAUCUGCAGAGUUUGACAAUCUGUCCAAGCGUACAGUGAUACCUUAUGCCACCUUAUAUCAGACACAAUCAUACUUUGCCAGUGGAAAAUCAAGAAUCAGAGAGACCAAGUUUACAGUACUCACAGGUUUACCAGUGGGACCAGGAACACGAGGAAGCUGGGACUCGCAGCUCCUCAAGAUUCCCGCCGUCUCACCUUCAAUUAUAAAUUGCUGUGUUAUGAAAGUGGAAUAUUUUGUAAAGGUUGCCCUUCACAUACCUGGUGCAUAUAAUUUGACCAUGCAUUUACCAAUCACGAUCGGAACCGUACCAUUUCGACGUGGUGUUUUCAACUUUACGGACUCAAAUUUCUACAGAGAAACACAAGCUCACUUCAGUGCCAUGACAUUUUUGGGACUACCAAACCCGCCACCUUACAGAGAGACUAUCACCCCACCACCACCUUUUGAAGACCCACCAACCUACGCAGAGAGCGUCAGUGGCGCUGUCAAUUUAUGGGAUGAAGACGAUGAUCGUAAUAAUCCUGAGGAGAAUAUGGGCGAUCUCACUUACACACCUUUGUACACGUAUGUGUACAACUACAGACCACCACCGAGUUAUACUGAAGUUGCACAGUCUGACCAAAAUGAGAUUGUGUUUCCUCCUGAUCUGGAGGUCAUUAAUGGUGGAUCUUGAUGGAAGCACCAAUACAGACUUUGAGAAAGUCAGUUUCAUUGGUUGACCAAGAUGUAAGCCUGUAUCUGAUUGGUUCAGUGGUUGCAACUUCUGUAAGAGACUUUGUGAAAGUCAAUUUCAUUGGUUGACCAAGAUGUAAACCUGUAUCUGAUUGGUUUGAAGUAGACAGCUUGAGAUUGUACUUGGUGUGACCUGCUUACUAGAGAACAAAGGAGUGCAUGUACAAAAACAAUCGCCAAUUAUGUGCCUAACGUCAUAUAGCUAGAUUGUAAGAAAAAAAUGCGCGUCUUUUGUUGUAAUAAUUUAUUUUCUGAUAAUAUACAACAUCUCUUUCAACAUUGCCAUAGUGACUGUACAUUGUAUUUGUAAGAGGUAAUGCUACUGUACAGACUUUUUGUAUGUGCUGUCCAUGACAUUUAACCAGCUAAACCGCCAUUUGCUAUUUUGCCAAUAUAUUUAGAACUACUGAAAUUUCAUUUUUGAAACUGAGCAUACAUUUAGAUCGGCAUGAAAAUUUCAAAAAUACUGAAUAAUGUAAAAUUAUGAUUUUAUUAAUUUGAUUACCAUGCCCCAUUUUUAAAAAGUAAAAAAAAAAAUACAUAUAAAACUUGGAUUUUGAGAAACUGACUGAAUAUCAUUUAUAACAAUACAGGCUGUGUAUUUGGACUUUUUACUUGAAAAUAGUUAAAUAUCACAAACAUAUUAAAUUCCCUUUUUCAACAGAGCGGACAAUGCCCUUGUUUUGUUUUGUUUUUGUUUUUCAUUUCCAUCAUAACUUUUUUGGCUAGUUUGUAAAUUAUGUAAUUUUGUGACUUUUAAAAAAUUAGAAACGACAAAAUUUAUAUGAUGACAGAGUUUCAUCUAGUUGAAUUUCUGCAAUACUAUCUACAACAUAUUGUCCUGAGUAUAAUCUAAAUUUCAAAGCAGUACUUUAAGUAAUUUUUAAGAUACUGUCAAAACAACAAAUGUUGGGCUAGGUGUUGUUUUUUUCAGUAUAUAGUCAACAUGGUGUAUAUUUUUUCAAGGUGGAACUCCAUUCAUUGCUGAGCUCAAAUCUGUCAGAGUAAUUUCUUAAAAUAGAUAACGUUCAAGUUUUUCUACCCUAUUUUUUUAUAUAUGUGUAACUUUUUCUAUUUUAUUUGCCUUAAUGAUUAUUUUACUUCUUUCUAAAUCGAAUCAAAUAAGUAUUAACCAAAGAAAAUGUUUGUUUUUUUAUGCUGCUUAAAGAUAACUGCUUAAUAUUAUAUUUAUAAACCGGACACAAAAUUUAAAUUUUACAAGUCUGCGCAAGUUUAUUUUUACAGUUUGAAAUGAAUACGUUUAAGAAUUUAUGAAAUAUUUUGUUAUGUAAAUCUGUUUGUUAAUUGUUAUUCUGUGUCUGUUUAUGACUUUAAGUGUAAACUUAUACUGUAUCACUGGUUUAUAAUUUUAUAUAGAAACUUGUGUGAUUUUUUGGUUGAAAAGGGUGUUUAUUACCUGUUUUUCAGUGAAUUGUCCAAUUAUUAGAGAGAAAUAUAUUUGUAUUCUAUAAAGUGGGUAAAUUUAGUCAAAACAUGAAAUAAAAAGAAAUGUUUUUCUUUUUACAUGUAAGAUCAAAAUACUUUUCACUUAAUAUGAACACCAUAUCUAACAUUUUACACUCAUGGCUAUGCCACUCGUGAAAAUAUUGCAUCUGGUGUUCACUUGUGCAAGAUAUUUCAGUCUUACUCUAAAACAAACAAAUAUCCUCUGUUAACACUUUAAAACUGAAAUCAAGCAAAUGGUAGUUCCAAAACUUCUUUUAACCAUUACCCUACA